CAGGCGGUUACAAACCGUUGACAAUGUACAUCGUGCCAGUGCCGUCAAAACAAAUACUAUACAAUUAAACCCAGCAUGCCGGCUUAGCUUCCAAGGAAAAGACGCCCAAAUACUAUACAAUUAAACCCAGCAAGCCGGCUUAGCUUCCAAGGAAAAGACGCCCAGAUCCAGACAAUUUGAAGUUAAUAAACACUCGUAGGGAUCUUCAGAAGAAUGAUGAAAUUCAAUGUAUAUAUAGCUAUAUAUGGAAGACAUGAUUCAUAAUAAUUAUCACUGUGGAAAUUCAAAGUAUCUCAUUGGUAGCCAGUUUGGAAUUUCCUCACUUUCUAAUUGCAGAGGUAUCCUUUUUCUUUAGAAUUAUUUUGCUCACAAAUCUGUUCCUGCAGACAGAUUGAUAUCAGUCAUGGGUUUAGAUAAUGAAGCUCAAGCAAAUAAAGGAAUUCCUUCCAAAGGGUUUCGGUACAAUUCCCCUGUUGUUCAAGUGAUCUUGAUUGGAUUGGUGUGCUUUUGCUGUCCUGGCAUGUUCAAUGCUCUGCAAGGAAUGGGGGGUGGAGGGCAGGUGAAUGCUCAGGCAGUCAACAAUGCCAACACUGCUCUCUACACAACAUUUGCAGUGUUUGGCAUUUUGGGUGGAGGAAUUUACAACAUACUAGGCACUCGCCUCACCUUACUUAUAGGCUGCUCCACCUAUGUGCUCUUUACUGGAUCACUUCUGUAUUACAAUCACAACCAGCACCAAUUAUUUGCUAUAAUUGCAGGAGCAGUUCUGGGUAUUGGAGCAGGACUGCUUUGGGCAGGCCAGGGUGCCAUCAUGACUUCAUACCCAACAGAGGACAAGAAGGGCAGGUACAUUUCCUUGUUUUGGAGCAUUUUCAAUCUUGGAGGUGUGGUAGGAGGUUUCAUUCCUUUCAUAUCAAAUUAUCACAGAACUGCAGGGAGUGUUAAUGAUGGAACAUACAUAGGAUUCAUGUGCUUCAUGGGUUUUGGUGCCCUUCUGACUCUAACCCUGCUUCCAGCCCAUAAAGUGGUCAGGAAUGAUGGAACUAGAGUGAGCAUUAUGAAGUAUUCCAAUCCCACAACUGAGUUGCUGGAAAUUCUCAAACUGUUCUUAGAUUGGAAGAUGCUUCUGCUAUUCCCUGCUUCUUGGGCUAGUAACUUCUUUUACACCUACCAAUUCAAUCAUGUUAAUGGUAAGUUGUUCACAUUAAGGACCAAGGGAUUGAAUAAUGUGUUUUACUGGGCUGCACAGAUGUUGGGAUCUGUGGGCAUUGGGUAUAUCCUUGACAAUGGUUCCCAGAGCAGGAAGAAAAGAGGAUAUAUGGGUGUGGCUGUAGUUGCCUUGAUUGGAACAGCCAUAUGGGGAGGUGGGUUUGCCAAUGAACUGAAAUACAAUGGGAAAAACCCUAAUCUUGAUUUCAAGAACUCAGGGGCCUCUUAUGCAGGCCCACUUGUCCUGUAUUUCUCCUAUGGACUUUUGGAUGCCAUAUUCCAAAAUUUGGUCUACUGGAUGAUUGGGGCUCUUGGUGAUGACCCUCAGACUCUAAGUAGAUACAGUGGAUUCUACAAAGGUGUGCAGAGUGCAGGAGCAGCUGUUGCUUGGCAGGUUGAUGCCCAUAAAACUUCUCCAGUAGCAGAGCUGGUAAUCAACUGGUGUCUUACUACCAUCAGCUAUCCGCUUUUGCUUGUUCUUGUUGCCUUGGCUGUCCAUGAUAAACCCUCUCCUGUGGGUAAUUUUGAAGGAGACAUGGGAGAUGAGGAUGAAUCAGUAAAAAGAUAAAAAUGCUCAAAUGCAGUUGCAGAAAAACUCUGUAGAAAAACCAGAAUGACUAUUGAACACCACACAUUCAACACAAUCUAAUUUGAUGAAAGAACUGCUAAUGCAAGCCUUGGUUAGGAAUUGUAAACCAUACUGGUUCAAGGCUUUGUUUUGGCUCUGUUUCUAGAACUAGUCUUUUCUCUUCCUCCUUUUUAAGCAUGCUUGCAAAUGUGUAUUGCUUUUU
This is a messenger RNA of Cryptomeria japonica (Japanese cedar), 2000 nucleotides long. RefSeq names its product UNC93-like protein 1. The transcript has a single exon. The coding region runs from base 404 to 1777 and encodes 457 amino acids. Lineage: Eukaryota; Viridiplantae; Streptophyta; Pinopsida; Cupressales; Cupressaceae. The record is from RefSeq and is a predicted model, not a curated record.